This is a messenger RNA of Lotus japonicus, 1127 nucleotides long. Its product is annotated as phosphoenolpyruvate carboxylase kinase 2-like. Gene Ontology annotation, biological process: intracellular signal transduction; peptidyl-serine phosphorylation; protein autophosphorylation. The transcript is spliced from 2 exons. Gene Ontology annotation, cellular component: nucleus; cytoplasm. Gene Ontology annotation, molecular function: calcium/calmodulin-dependent protein kinase activity; calcium-dependent protein serine/threonine kinase activity; calmodulin binding. The record is from RefSeq and is a predicted model, not a curated record. Bases 89 to 910 code for a protein of 273 amino acids. Lineage: Eukaryota; Viridiplantae; Streptophyta; Magnoliopsida; Fabales; Fabaceae.
UUAGGUAUGCAGGUUCAGGAAUCAAAAUUUUACUAUAACCCACACAAUAGUACUAGUCACUGUAUUCUGCUAUUACAUUCAAAGCAGAAUGGGUGGUGAAGAAGAAGCUCUGGAGAAGAAACACUACCAACCCAUGGAGGAGCUUGGCCGAGGCAAAUUUGGCACCGUCUUCCGGUGCUUCCACCAGGAAUCAAACAAAUCCUACGCCGUCAAAGUCAUCAACAAGAACCUCCUCACCGGUUCCACAGACCGCCAGUGCCUUGAAAGCGAGUCCAAAUUCAUGACCUUCCUCUCACCGCACCCUAAUAUUCUUCAAAUCUUUGAAACCUUUGAAGACGCCGAUUACCUCUGCAUGGUCCUCGAGCUUUGCGGCCCCCACGCCCUCAUCGACAAGCUUCCAUUGCCGGAGCCGGAGGCAUGCUCCGUCAUGAAGAGCCUUCUGGAAGCGCUGGCGCACUGCCACCGCCUCGGAAUCGCACACCGUGACGUGAAACCGGACAACAUCCUGUUUGAUGAGUCGGGAAACCUUAAGGUUGCGGACUUUGGCUUUGCUGAGUGGUGCGGCGAGGGGAGGAGCAUGAGCGGGGUGGUGGGCACGCCGUAUUACGUGGCGCCGGAGGUGGUGAUGAGGAAGGAGUACACUGAGAAAGUGGAUGUUUGGAGCGCUGGCGUGGUUCUUUACGCAAUGCUGUCCGGAAUUCCGCCGUUUGACGGAGACUCUCCGGAGGAUAUUUUUGCGGCUGUGGCGAGGGCCAAUCUCAGGUUUCCGACGAGUAUUUUCAGCUCUGUUUCGGCACCUGCUAAGGAUCUCCUCAGGAAGAUGAUUUGUCGAGAUCCUUCAAGAAGAAUUUCUGCAGAACAAGCCUUGAGGCAUCCAUGGAUCUUGAGUGGAGGUGUGAUUAAUCAGUGAUCUGCAUGUGUUGAAGAUUGCUGCAGCAAAGUAUCCACCAACAAGUGAUCCCUUGGAUGGUUCUGGAUUUUUAUGUUUCUUUAAUUUCUCAUCACUUCCUUGUAGUUUUUGAUCAAGGAAUUUGUGAUUUGAGUAAACUAUACUAUAAUACGAGUAAAUUUCGUUUGCUCUUUAAAACAGUCUUUUUUCAAUGACUGAUGUAUAGACGAGAUUAUGA